Molecule: messenger RNA, 630 nt
Organism: Paraglomus occultum
Lineage: Eukaryota; Fungi; Glomeromycota; Glomeromycetes; Paraglomerales; Paraglomeraceae
Source: the annotation of a GenBank genome assembly
AUGCGCUUGAUGGUAUUCGAGUAUUUUAAUACAACGAAAUUAAGCCCUGAAGAGAUAAUGCGGCCCAGAUUAGACCAACUUUGGGCGUAUCGUGUCAGCGGAAUGGUUCGAGAUGUGUUCAGGUUGGCUGAAGGACGAGGAGUAGUAUACAUGUUGGAGACCGCGGGUUUGGAUGAAGCGAGAGAAAUAAUUGGCUCUCUGAUACUUAACACAGGUCUUCCAUCCACUUUCGAAUUCUAUAUCCUCAACGAAUACCGGGGAUGGCAACGGCUGUUUCAUUGUGAUGAUAAAGAGGUUAAGGACAGGCUCAAUAGUCCAUUACCAAUUUUAUCGAAUGGUCCGAAACAGUUUGUAUUGGGCAUUGCUAGAUUCAAUGAGAACUUUACUGGAGAAGCAUACGCUCGUUUAGCAAAGGAACAAUCAAUUGCAGCAUGGCGCCUCUAUAUGUCGGGUGUAUUGACCGAAAUAUCUGCAAUUCCGGCUCCUCUGGGUGUAUAUGUUAAGCUUUUAGUCAAAGACGUCGAGGAAGCCAAGGAAUAUUUCAAAGUAUUUCCAUUCGAUGAAGCUGGAAUGAUCACAUGGACUUUUUUUCAAAUACAGCCCUUUGAUUUUUGGAUUAUGUUGAUGUGA